AUGGCCGGCGUCAUCAAAACCGUCGGCGUCAUUGGGACCGGCACCAUUGGCUCGUCCUGGACGGGUCUCUUUCUCUCAAAGGGACUCAAAGUCCUCGUAUCCGACCCAGCUCCAGGAGCAGAGAAGUUGCUCACGGAACACCUCGAGAGGUUCUGGCCAGUGCUGGAAGAGAUUGGACUGGCUCCGGGGGCUUCCCUCAAGAACUGUCAGUUUGUAGGAGCGAGUAUGGAGAAACACCUUGGUGAAGUGGACUUCAUCCAGGAGAACGCCCCAGAGAAACCAGAAAUCAAGAACAAACUCAUCGGCGAGAUCGACGCCGGCGCUCGCCCUGAAGUCAUCAUCGCCUCAUCCUCCUCUGGUAUUCCCAGCUCCCAAUUCAUCUCCCAGUGCAAAAAGCAUCCAGAACGUGUCCUCAUCGGUCAUCCCUUCAACCCGCCACAUUUGAUGCCUCUGGUCGAGGUCGUUCCCCAUCCGGGCACUAGUAAGGAGGCGACCGACAAGGCGAUCGAGAUCUAUGCUUCUCUUGGCAAGGCUCCAGUGCUUGUGAAGAAGGAGAUCCCCGGCCAUGCGGCGAAUAGGUUGCAAGCAGCACUCAUGCAAGAAGCGUACAGUCUUGUAGGAAACGAUGUCCUGAGUGCCAAAGAUCUGGACGCCUGCAUAACUACUAGCCUCGGGCCCCGCUGGGCCCUAGUCGGACCAUACAUGUCCCUCGUAUCAGGAGGCGGCGGCGGCAGGGGCGGCUUCAAACACAUGAUGCACCACAUUGGUCCCGCCGCACAAGGCUGGCUCAAAGACAUGGCAGAGCGCAAUCUACCAUUUGACGAGGACUUGAUCACCAAAAUGGACAAGAGCGUGCAGGAAGAGCUAAACGAAUUCGACCCGACGGUUGUGGAGAAGCAACGCGAUGAGGCGCUAGUUAAGUUGGUGAAGUUGAAGCACGAGAAGGGAGCUUCGAUGUUGGUGUAA
Molecule: messenger RNA, 966 nt
Organism: Zasmidium cellare ATCC 36951
Lineage: Eukaryota; Fungi; Ascomycota; Dothideomycetes; Mycosphaerellales; Mycosphaerellaceae
Exons: 3
Coding region: 1-966 (321 amino acids)
Biological process (GO): fatty acid metabolic process
Molecular function (GO): NAD+ binding; oxidoreductase activity, acting on the CH-OH group of donors, NAD or NADP as acceptor
Source: RefSeq, a predicted model, not a curated record